GACGAGGGGCUCGAUCCCAUGAACUGUGAGAUGGUGACCUGAGCUGAAAUCAAGGCGAGGAUGUUCAACUGACUGAGCCACCCAGGUGCCCAGAGGGGCCGUUUGAAACAGAGGGGUCAGAACUUACUAAGAAGAGGACACUUGAGCCAAGACCUGAAGGAAGAGACAAGGGACCAAGACCCUGAGUCCAGCAAGUCCUGCAGCAGACGAGAAGUCCCAGGAGGAGCUGAGGGUCCAGGAGGAGCCUCUGAAACCGAGGCAGAAUGGCCAGACCCCCUUGCCCAGGCCACCAGGGCCUGAUAACACAGCCUUUGCCUUCACAACCUUUGUUCCUACGAAGCCUCGUUUUACAAGAGGGAAAACUGAGCCUGAGGGAGGGUGAGUGGUUUGCCCACAGCCACACAGCUGGAGAAUGGUGGAACUCAGCCCAGAAACAAGCACCAGGUGUCUCCGUAGCAACCCCUCUGUGGCUUUCUGCUCGCCUGGUGACGUCACCGCGCGGAUCCGCCUCAAGUCGUCACCUCGCCGGCGCCGGAAGUGAGCGGCGCGGCGCCGGAAGCACCCGGCAGAAGCGUCCCAGCGGAGGAGUCGGCGGCAUGGGGCAGUCGGGGCGGUCCCGUCACCAGAAGCGUGCUCGCGCCCAGGCGCAGCUCCGCAACCUCGAGGCCUACGCCGCGCAGCCGCACUCGUUCGUGUUCGCUCGGGGUCGCGCGGGUCGCGGCGUCCGGCAGCUCAGCCUGGACCUUCGUCGGGUCAUGGAGCCCCUCACCGCCACCCGCCUGCAGAUACGAAAGAAAAACACUCUGAAGGAUUGUGUGGCAGUGGCGGGGCCCCUUGGGGUCACACACUUUCUGAUCUUGAGUAAAACGGAGACAAACAUCUACUUUAAGCUGAUGCGCCUCCCAGGAGGCCCCACCUUGACCUUCCGGAUCAAUAAGUACACACUAGUGCGCGACGUGGUCUCCUCCUUGCGCCGACACCGCAUGCACGAGCAGCAGUUUGCCCAUCCGCCCCUCCUGGUGCUCAACAGCUUCGGCCCCCACGGCAUGCAUGUGAAGCUCAUGGCCACCAUGUUCCAGAACCUGUUCCCCUCCAUCAAUGUGCACAAGGUGAACCUAAACACCAUCAAGCGCUGCCUGCUCAUCAACUACAAUCCUGACUCCCAGGAGCUAGAUUUCCGUCAUUAUAGCAUCAAAGUCGUUCCUGUGGGCGCAAGUCGUGGUAUGAAGAAGCUUCUACAGGAGAAGUUCCCCAACAUGAGCCGUCUACAGGACAUCAGCGAGCUAUUGGCCACGGGCGCCGGGCUGUCCGAGAGUGAGGCAGAGCCCGAUGGGGAGCACAACAUCACGGAGCUGCCCCAAGCCGUCGCGGGACGCGGCAACAUGCGGGCCCAGCAGAGUGCCGUGCGGCUCACUGAGAUUGGGCCCCGGAUGACACUGCAGCUCAUCAAAAUCCAGGAGGGUGUUGGGGAGGGGAACGUGCUGUUCCACAGUUUCGUGCACAAGACUGAAGAGGAGCUUCAGGCCAUCCUGGCGGCCAAGGAGGAGAAGCUACGGCUCAAGGCCCAGAGGCAGGACCAGCAGGCCCAGAAUGUUCUGCGCAAGCGGGAGCAGCGGGAGGCACACAGGAAGAAGAGCCUGGCAGGCAUGAAGCGGGCGCGGGCAGAGGCCAGUGGGGAUAGCGAUGCCGAGGACCCCGGCGCCCCCCCAGAGGGGACCGGCCAGCGAGAGGAAGAGGAGGAUGAAGCUGAGUAUUUCCGCCAGGCAGUGGGAGAGGAGCCUGAUGAGGACAUGUUUCCGAAGACAGCCAAACGAAGACGGCCUGCCGGGCCCCCCGGCAAGAAGCAGCGAGGAAGGGGGCAGAGGCCAGAUCGAGGCACUGACCGGAGGCCUCCAAAGGCCAAGGGCAGGCCCCAGCGGGCCCAGGCCAAGCUGGAACGCAGAGGAGCUGCCUGGGAGCACAGGCGGGGCCGAGCACGGCCACCUAAGAAAGCAGUCUGAGGCCAGGCUGGUGCAGUGGAUGGAAUGCCCCAAAUUGGGGCCCAAGAGCCUUUGCCCUGGGCUUCCACCUGGGCCUCCAGGGGCAGCCCUCGGUUUCCUUUCAUAAAGGAGCGGUUUUCUCCAA
Messenger RNA from Prionailurus viverrinus (fishing cat), 2124 nucleotides. RefSeq names its product peter pan homolog (gene PPAN). The coding region runs from base 264 to 2000 and encodes 578 amino acids. The transcript is spliced from 16 exons. NCBI's taxonomy places the organism in Eukaryota, Metazoa, Chordata, Mammalia, Carnivora, Felidae. Gene Ontology annotation, cellular component: preribosome, large subunit precursor. The record is from RefSeq and is a predicted model, not a curated record. Gene Ontology annotation, biological process: ribosomal large subunit assembly; rRNA processing. Gene Ontology annotation, molecular function: rRNA binding.